Messenger RNA from Callorhinus ursinus (northern fur seal), 3770 nucleotides. RefSeq names its product chromosome segregation 1 like (gene CSE1L). NCBI's taxonomy places the organism in Eukaryota, Metazoa, Chordata, Mammalia, Carnivora, Otariidae. Gene Ontology annotation, cellular component: nuclear envelope; cytosol. The record is from RefSeq and is a predicted model, not a curated record. Gene Ontology annotation, biological process: protein import into nucleus; protein export from nucleus. Gene Ontology annotation, molecular function: nuclear export signal receptor activity; small GTPase binding.
UCGCCGCCGCGCCAUUUUGCCGGGGUUUGAAUGUGAGGCGGAGCGGCAGCAGGGGUGGGUAGUGCCGGCUACAGUUCGCGACUGAGAUUCCCUUCUCCGUUCCCGUAUCCCCAAGAGAUGUAAGGACUCAGGAAUGGUUCUCUAAUGUGGAGGAAAUAUCUAAGGAAAAGGCACAGAUCUUGGAUCAGCUUAUGUCACAGAUGUCUGUCAGAUGGCCUUGGAAAUCAAAGUUUUUAUUCCAAAAGUCUUCAUCCAUAACUGAGGGCCUGUGGGAAGAGGCUAGACUUAGGUCCAGCCAUUCAUUCAACAAGAAGAACUUGGAAUUUAGAUAAGUCUCCCAUCACUGAUUUAUUGUGGUUCUAUGGCAAUGGAGCUCAGCGAUGCAAAUUUGCAAACACUAACAGAAUACUUAAAGAAAACUCUUGAUCCUGAUCCUGCCAUCAGACGUCCAGCUGAGAAAUUUCUUGAAUCUGUAGAAGGAAAUCAGAACUACCCACUCUUGCUUUUAACAUUGCUGGAAAAGUCCCAGGAUAAUGUUAUCAAAGUUUGUGCCUCAGUAACAUUCAAGAACUAUAUUAAAAGAAACUGGAGAGUUGUUGAGGAUGAACCAAACAAAAUUUGUGAAGCUGACCGAGUAGCCAUUAAAGCCAACAUAGUACACUUGAUGCUUAGCAGCCCAGAGCAAAUUCAGAAGCAGUUAAGUGAUGCUAUUAGCAUUAUCGGCAGAGAAGAUUUCCCUCAGAAAUGGCCUGACUUGUUGACAGAAAUGGUGAAUCGGUUUCAGAGUGGAGAUUUCCAUGUUAUUAAUGGAGUCCUUCGUACAGCACAUUCUUUAUUUAAAAGAUAUCGCCAUGAAUUUAAGUCAAAUGAGUUAUGGACUGAAAUUAAACUUGUUCUGGAUGCCUUUGCUUUGCCUUUGACUAAUCUGUUUAAGGCCACUAUUGAACUCUGCAGUACCCAUGCAAAUGAUGCUUCUGCCCUAAGGAUUCUUUUUUCUUCCCUGAUCCUUAUCUCAAAAUUGUUCUACAGUUUAAACUUUCAGGACCUCCCUGAAUUUUUUGAAGAUAAUAUGGAAACUUGGAUGAACAAUUUUCAUACCCUCUUGACAUUAGAUAAUAAGCUUCUACAAACUGAUGAUGAAGAGGAAGCAGGCUUAUUGGAGCUCUUAAAAUCCCAGAUUUGUGAUAAUGCUGCACUCUAUGCACAGAAGUAUGAUGAAGAAUUUCAACGGUACCUGCCUCGUUUUGUCACAGCCAUCUGGAAUUUACUAGUUACAACGGGUCAAGAGGUGAAAUAUGACUUGUUAGUAAGUAACGCAAUUCAGUUUCUGGCUUCAGUUUGUGAGAGACCUCACUAUAAGAAUCUGUUUGAGGACCAGAACACGCUGACAAGUAUCUGUGAGAAGGUUAUUGUGCCUAACAUGGAAUUUAGAGCUGCUGAUGAAGAAGCCUUCGAAGACAAUUCUGAGGAGUACAUAAGAAGAGAUUUGGAAGGAUCUGAUAUUGAUACUAGACGCAGAGCUGCUUGUGAUCUAGUACGAGGAUUGUGCAAGUUUUUUGAGGGACCUGUGACAGGAAUCUUUUCUGGUUAUGUUAAUUCCAUGCUGCAAGAAUAUGCAAAAAACCCAUCUGUCAACUGGAAACACAAAGAUGCAGCCAUUUACCUAGUGACAUCUUUGGCAUCAAAAGCCCAAACACAGAAGCAUGGAAUUACACAAGCAAAUGAACUUGUAAACCUGACUGAGUUCUUUGUGAAUCACAUUCUCCCUGAUUUAAAAUCAGCUAAUGUGAAUGAAUUUCCUGUCCUUAAAGCUGAUGGUAUCAAAUACAUUAUGAUUUUUAGGAAUCAAGUACCAAAAGAACAUCUUUUAGUCUCUAUUCCUCUCUUGAUUAAUCACCUUCAAGCUGAAAGUAUUGUUGUUCAUACUUAUGCAGCACAUGCUCUUGAGAGGCUGUUUACCAUGAGAGGGCCUAACAACACCACUCUCUUUACAGCCUCAGAAAUCGCACCGUUUGUUGAGAUUCUGCUAACAAACCUUUUCAAAGCUCUCACACUUCCUGGCUCUUCAGAAAAUGAAUAUAUUAUGAAAGCUAUCAUGAGAAGUUUUUCCCUCCUACAAGAAGCCAUAAUCCCCUACAUCCCCACCCUCAUCACUCAGCUUACACAGAAGCUUUUAGCUGUUAGUAAGAACCCAAGCAAACCUCACUUUAAUCACUACAUGUUUGAAGCAAUAUGUUUGUCCAUAAGAAUAACUUGUAAAGCUAACCCUGCUGCUGUUGUAAAUUUUGAGGAGGCUUUGUUUCUCGUGUUUACUGAAAUUUUACAAAAUGAUGUACAAGAAUUUAUUCCAUACGUCUUUCAAGUGAUGUCUUUGCUUCUGGAAACACACAAAAAUGAUAUCCCGUCUUCUUAUAUGGCCUUAUUUCCUCAUCUCCUUCAGCCAGUGCUUUGGGAAAGAACAGGAAAUAUCCCUGCUCUAGUGAGGCUUCUCCAAGCGUUCUUAGAACGCGGUUCAAACACGAUAGCAAGUGCUGCGGCUGACAAAAUUCCUGGGUUAUUAGGUGUCUUCCAGAAGCUAAUUGCAUCCAAAGCCAAUGACCACCAAGGUUUUUAUCUUCUAAACAGUAUAAUAGAGCACAUGCCUCCUGAGUCAGUUGAUCAGUACAGGAAGCAAAUCUUCAUUCUACUAUUCCAAAGACUUCAGAAUUCCAAAACAACAAAGUUUAUCAAGAGCUUCUUAGUCUUUAUUAAUUUGUAUUGCAUAAAAUAUGGGGCGCUGGCACUGCAAGAAAUAUUUGAUGGCAUACAACCAAAAAUGUUUGGAAUGGUUUUGGAAAAAAUCAUUAUUCCUGAAAUUCAGAAAGUAUCUGGAAACGUAGAGAAAAAGAUUUGUGCGGUUGGCAUAACGAAAUUACUAACAGAAUGUCCCCCAAUGAUGGACACAGAGUAUACCAAGCUAUGGACUCCUUUAUUACAGUCUCUGAUUGGCCUUUUUGAGUUACCUGAAGAUGAUACCAUUCCUGAUGAAGAACAUUUUAUUGACAUAGAAGAUACACCAGGGUAUCAGACCGCCUUCUCACAGUUGGCAUUUGCGGGGAAAAAAGAGCAUGAUCCUGUAGGUCAGAUGGUGAACAAUCCCAAAAUUCACCUGGCACAGUCACUUCACAAGCUGUCUACUGCCUGUCCAGGAAGGGUUCCCUCGAUGGUGAGCACCAGCCUCAAUGCGGAAGCGCUCCAGUAUCUCCAAGGCUACCUUCAGGCGGCCAGUGUGACACUGCUUUGAACUGCGUUUUCCAGAUUGGCUAAGCCAACAGUGGUUUCUGAGGAAAUCACAUAGACGUCUGAGCACAGCUGCAUUAAAGCAAGUUUUUCUUUUGAACUUGUCACAAAUUCCAUCUUGUAAAGAAUAUUAAAUGUUGCUUUAAGCUGAACCUUGAGCAAAUUAGGUGGUUUGUGUGAUCAUGAAUAGAAGUGGGUGACUUUCCAGUUUGCAGCUUCCAGGGACAAGUAUUAGUUCAGUAUAUGAUCAUGAGUUGAGCAUUUGCACUGUUGUUGGGAUAACUUUAAAAUUCUGAUGGACACUGAGCGUGGAGACUUUUUUCUGUUACUAAAUUGUUUUGAGGCAUUGCCAUUUGUGUUUCUCUCUUUUGUAUUUUUGUCUGUUUCCAUAAGCUUUUAUUGGAAAUGUGAAUAAGUAAAGAAUCACUGGUGUAACUUGCCAAGAAAUGCACAUUUCAUAGUUUUAAAUCUAAUCCGAAGUUUUUUUUUUU